GAAGCUGGCUUUAUCAUUUAUUCUAUUUUUUUUGUAAAUUGCUAGUAUGCAUGCAGGAACGGUUUUUGUUCAAAGAUAAAGCUAGAUUGUUUUUAUUAUUUUAAGCUAUUCCAUUUAUUUUUUUGUCAAAGAGUAUUGAUAUAUUUUUGCACCUACAAAAGAGAGGGGACUUGAUCGCAUUGCGGGGCUGCAAGUCGCAACAGAAAGGACGCGAGGAUUUGAAGGAAUAAUGGAAGAAACAGCUGCUGCAGCCCUGGCCUCUGGCACCAGUGCCGUCCCAUCAACCCCAAAGCCGCAGCCUGGCUCCUUCACCCCUUCCCGCAGUCUGCUGGAGUGGAGAAGGAGGGUCAAGUCUGAGUAUAUGCGCCUUCGCCAGCAAAAACGUCUUAAAAAAGUUGAUAAAGUAAAGAGCUUGUUCACGUCCAACAGGGAGAAGAUUGAGCUGCAGACUAAUCUCCUAAACACAGAGUGGUCCAAGCUCAGGAUUCAGGCUGUUCCUGUCUCAACGUUUAGUGGAUCUCUGGCAAACAAGAAGAUGUGUACCGUGGAGUUUGGCUUCCCAGAAUUCAAUUCUCAGGCCGUUGCCAUGAAGCCUCUGUCUACAGUAGCAGGGAUCCCCUUUAUGUACUCAUGGUCACCACUGCAGCACAACUUCAUGGUGGAGGAUGAGACCUUCCUCCACAACAUCCCUUACAUGGGUGAUGAGGUGCUUGAACAGGAUGAGGCCUUUUUGGAAGAGCUCAUUGACAACUAUGAUGGCGUUCAUGGUGACAGAGAGGGUGGGUUCAUAAGCGACGAGAUCUUUAAAGAGCUUGUUGAUGCCUUGAGCCAAUACUCUGACCAUGAGGAAGACGAAGAGGAGGAGGGAGGAGUGACAGCAGCAGAGCUCAUGGGGAAGAAAGAAGAAGAGAGGAUGAUGAGGAGGAGCUCGGUGGAAGGCUCAGAAGAGACUAAAGCUGGAACAUUAAUCAAGAGAAAAAGGAGAGGCACCAGUGAGGUGAAGGAUGUGUCCAGCAACAAGAGGAUCCCCAACGAUAAGAUAUUUACAGCCAUCGCCUCAAUGUUCCCCUACAAGGGCACUACAGAGGAGCUGAAAGAAAAGUACAAGGAUCUGCAAGAGCCACCGGGCCCCGUUAAGCUUCCCCCUCUCUGCACCCCAAACCUAGAUGGACCUUUUGCAAAGUCUGUGCAGAGGGAGCAGUCGUUGCAUUCCUUCCAUACUCUCUUCUGUAGACGUUGCUUCAAAUACGACUGUUUUCUUCACCCUUUUCAUGCAACACCCAACGUUUACAAGAGGAAGAGUAAGGAGAUCCGCAUGGAGACUGAACCGUGUGGCGACGACUGUUUCCUGCGUCAGAAAGGAGCUAAAGAGUUUGUGGAUCGGAAUAUGUUAAGAUCGCAGAGAUCUCGCAGGCGACGGAGGCAGCAGCGACCCGCCAGCGCCACAGGUUCUGGAACAACUGGGUCUGCUGAGGAAAGCAAGGAGGGUGAAAGUGACCAUGAAACCACCUCUUCCUCAGAGGGGAAUUCUCGCUGUCAGACACCAAUCAAGCUGCGCCCAGGGGAGGAUGAGGCUGAGCAGCAGGAGUGCUGUGUGGUCCAGUGGAGUGGAGCUGAGGAGUCCCUCUUCAGGGUGCUGCAUGGCACAUACUUUAACAACUUCUGUUCCAUCGCACGUCUUAUUGGUACCAAGAACUGCAAACAGGUCUAUGAGUUUGCAGCAAAAGAGGUUCUGAUCCACCGUGUUCCUUUAGUAGAUGGAGGCAUCUCGCCCCAGAAGAAGAAAAGGAAACACAGGUUAUGGGCAAAGAUUCAGCUGAAGAAAGAUAACUCGUCCAAUCAGGUGUACAACUAUCAGCCAUGUGACCACCCUGACCAUCCGUGUGACAGCUCUUGCCCCUGUGUGAUGACCCAGAAUUUUUGUGAGAAGUUUUGCCAGUGUGAACAUGAGUGCCAGAACCGUUUCCCAGGUUGCCGUUGCAAAACCCAGUGUAACACCAAACAGUGUCCGUGCUACCUGGCUGUGAGAGAGUGCGACCCAGAUCUCUGCAUGACCUGUGGAGCCGCAGACCACUGGGACAGCAAAGUGGUCUCCUGUAAGAACUGCAGCAUCCAAAGAGGCCUCAAAAAGCACUUGCUACUCGCUCCAUCAGAUGUUGCUGGUUGGGGAACAUUCAUCAAGGAACCUGUGCAGAAGAAUGAAUUUAUCUCUGAGUACUGCGGAGAGUUAAUCUCUCAAGAUGAGGCAGACCGACGGGGAAGGAUCUAUGACAAAUACAUGUCAAGCUUCCUUUUCAAUUUGAACAAUGAUUUUGUGGUGGAUGCUACAAGAAAGGGGAACAAAAUACGGUUUGCAAAUCAUUCGGUUAAUCCCAACUGCUACGCUAAAGUUGUGAUGGUUAAUGGAGACCACCGUAUCGGAAUCUUUGCCAAGCGAGCUAUCCUGCAGGGGGAGGAGCUCUUCUUUGACUACAGAUACAGCCAAGCAGAUGCUCUGAAGUACGUGGGAAUAGAGAGGGAGGUGGACCUGAUUUAGCUAUGUUAUUACAUCCUUAGACUGGCCUUUGUUUGACAUCUUUGUACAUUAUGCAAGCUUUUCCAGCAUACAUAAUGUAGAUCAGUUCAAUGCAUGUGCUGUCUUUUGACACAUCAACUAAACAUGAAAGGCAAGUACUUUAGCUUCAGUCAAAUACUCUUCCCGUUCAGUCACUUAGUAUUGUGGAUUAUAAUCUUUGUAUCCUGACUGGUCUGCUGGAAAGCUACCAUCAUUAACACAUUUCUGUCACGAUAUAAGCUAAUUUGUGUCAAUUUUCUGCAAAAAUAGGCUCCUAGGUGAGAAACCGACUGACUGAAUGUAACUUUGUAGAUGGCGAAGAAGAGGUCAAACCUCGCCAGAAUUCAAGAAUUGGUACUCAGAUCAUUGUAUAUACAGCAAACAUACAAACAUCAUCAUACCAUGUUAAUAAAAUAAUAUAGUGAAAGUAAGUGUCUUCCUUUAAACAUAAAAAAAGUGCCAAAAUAUUCUAAAUCGUAAAGCUAAAAGAUUUGCAUGUGAAAUGUUGUAUAAUAGCAGAGAAAGGUUGUGAAGCGAUG
Cyprinodon variegatus (sheepshead minnow) is the source of this 3093-nucleotide messenger RNA. It is a transcript of the gene ezh1, whose product is annotated as enhancer of zeste 1 polycomb repressive complex 2 subunit. Gene Ontology annotation, biological process: chromatin remodeling. Lineage: Eukaryota; Metazoa; Chordata; Actinopteri; Cyprinodontiformes; Cyprinodontidae. The coding region runs from base 230 to 2536 and encodes 768 amino acids. The record is from RefSeq and is a predicted model, not a curated record. The transcript has 21 exons. Gene Ontology annotation, molecular function: histone H3K27 methyltransferase activity; protein binding.